Mycotypha africana is the source of this 978-nucleotide messenger RNA. RefSeq names its product serine/threonine-protein kinase pef1. Bases 1 to 978 code for a protein of 325 amino acids. The record is from RefSeq and is a predicted model, not a curated record. Gene Ontology annotation, biological process: protein phosphorylation. The transcript has a single exon. NCBI's taxonomy places the organism in Eukaryota, Fungi, Mucoromycota, Mucoromycetes, Mucorales, Mycotyphaceae. Gene Ontology annotation, cellular component: nucleus; cytoplasm. Gene Ontology annotation, molecular function: cyclin-dependent protein serine/threonine kinase activity; ATP binding.
AUGUCGAAUAGUAACAAUGCUAUAAAUACUUUGCCACCAGACCAACGAUAUAACCGAAUGGAAAAACUGGGUGAGGGAACAUAUGCAACAGUUUUUAAGGGCAAAAACAACAUGACAGGCGAAAUUGUGGCCCUGAAAGAAAUCCACCUCGAUCCAGAGGAAGGUGCACCUUCUACGGCGAUUCGAGAAAUAUCAUUGAUGAAAGAACUCAAGCACCCCAAUAUAGUUCAUCUACAAGACAUCAUUCACACCGAUAGUCGGCUUGUUUUAGUGUUUGAAUUUAUGGAUCAAGAUCUUAAAAAAUACAUUGAUGCUCGGGUUCGUAAUCCUUCUACGAAUAAUAACAGUACGAGUAGCAAUGGGGCGAACUCAACUAGUGGCAGUAUACUCAACCCUAAUACCAUCAAAUCAUUUAUGUAUCAACUUUUGAAAGGUAUUGCUUAUUGCCAUGAGAACCGCGUCUUACACCGCGACCUCAAACCGCAAAAUCUUUUGAUCAACAAAUAUCACCAACUGAAGAUAGGCGACUUUGGCUUGGCCCGUGCGUUUGGCAUUCCCGUCAACACGUUCUCCAAUGAAGUCGUUACUUUGUGGUAUCGUGCACCGGACGUUCUUCUAGGAUCCCGCACUUAUUCAACAUCCAUUGAUAUUUGGUCAGCGGGCUGUAUUAUGGCAGAAUUGUAUACUGGAAAACCACUUUUCCCCGGUACCACGAAUGACGAUCAGCUGCAGAAGAUAUUCCGAUUAUUAGGAACACCGACGGAGCAAACGUGGCCAAACAUAGCGCAACUACCAGAGUAUAAACCACCACAAGUCGUGUAUCCUGCUCAGCAUAUGUCACAGAUUCUUCCUGCUGUCGACCCAAAUGGUAUUAAUUUAUUGAGCAGGAUGCUGCAAUAUCAGCCACAGAUGAGGAUUACAGCGAAGGAUGCCUUGGACCAUGCUUAUUUUGAUGAAGUACGGUAUUUGUUUGCUUAG